Messenger RNA from Chenopodium quinoa (quinoa), 456 nucleotides. Its product is annotated as S-protein homolog 74-like. The transcript has a single exon. The record is from RefSeq and is a predicted model, not a curated record. Lineage: Eukaryota; Viridiplantae; Streptophyta; Magnoliopsida; Caryophyllales; Amaranthaceae. Bases 1 to 456 code for a protein of 151 amino acids.
AUGGAAAGAUUUUCUUGGGUAAUGAUCAUGUUAGCAAUAGUCAUUUCAAACCAAUAUAAAGUGAUCCUAGGAUGGCCAGAUAGUUGGUAUACUCAUGUUACAAUAAAGAAUGAGCUGCCUGAUAAUCUCCCUUUGAGAUAUCAAUGCAAAUCCAAGGAUGAUGAUUUAGGUGAGAGCAUACUCCAAAAUAAGGAAACAUUUACUUGGAAAUUCACUCCAAAUAUUUUUGAAUCAACUCUAUAUUGGUGCAAUAUUUGGUCGAGAUACGGUUAUGUAUCUAGUAAAGUUUUCUCAGAGAAAGAACAAUUUUAUCAUUAUUGUAAUUUUAAAGAUUGCACUUGGACUAUAACUGAUCAAGGCAUUAAUGUUAUUGAUGUUAAGACUAGCAAUCCCGUUCUUUGGCACAAGUGGAAUGACGAGAAGCAACAAGAAUCACCUAGUCCAUCGCCUCAAUAG